Messenger RNA from Pogona vitticeps (central bearded dragon), 4431 nucleotides. Lineage: Eukaryota; Metazoa; Chordata; Lepidosauria; Squamata; Agamidae. The record is from RefSeq and is a predicted model, not a curated record.
GACCAACGCCAGCUACUUCCGCCCGGGCUAGAAGGAUGACUUUGCCCACGCGUUCCACGUCUUCGACUUCCGCCCUUAGCUUGUUGGCAAGGUGAGAGCACUUCCGGAUUAAGGGACGCCUUCUGCUCGGUGUAAACCGUGGCGGCUGGGAUGGAGCUGGAGAGGAUCGCACUGCCCCCCAGGAAACCUCUGGAUCUGCCCCUCUCCAUUCUAGAAGUUGGAUGUGCUGGUCGGUUUGAACUCAUCACACAUGAGAAGGAGCCCAACAGGGAUGGUUUUCCCAUCACUACGUUGCCGCAUGGCUUGCCCCCUUAUGCUGAGGAUCUGGCGUCCGAACUGGAGCAGCAGUUUCUUAACAGCCCGGAGUGGCUUCCCAUCCAUCACUUCGAAAGGUCUCACAGGGUCUGGCCCCGAGAGAAAGACGUCCAGUCCCUUUUCCAAGUGGACAUCACACCGGUGCACUCCACACUUCAGGCGGAUCGCAAUCCUACCACGGGCGAGCUUCUCGGUUUCAAAGAGGCCCUUGUAGACAACAUGGGGCUUUCAGCCAAGAAUUCACUUUCCUUUCAACGAGCCCCUGGUCCCCCAGCCGAGGCUCUGCGAGGCAGCGCCACCAAUUAUCCUUUCUGGCCAGGUGGGAUGGAUGAACCCAGCCUGGAGCAGAUCAAGGCUCAAGAAGACUUGGAGGAGGACAUUGAUUUUGAGAAAGAUUUGCUGACGGUGCCACCCGGCUGGAAAAGAGGGGUUGAGUUCACAAAGCAAGAGCUUAAGGCCUCUCCUGGGAUGCUGAAUUUGACCAAUUUGCUGGGAGCACUGGACACCUUGGAUCUGGAGGUCUCCAGCGAUGAAGAAGGGGACAAGGAGAAGGCUAAAGUAACUGAGAAGAAAGAAGGGAAGGAAAGGAAGACAAAGAAAGAAGAGGUUCCCCCAGCAGAACCAGCACAACUGCAGAGGGCAAACAGCCUGGAGGAACUGGUGCUGAAGGAAGUGACACCCAGCCCCAAAUCAGCCCCACAGACUGCCCCAGCUCCCACAGCCGAACCCCUCAAAGAGCAGUGGGCCAUCCCCGUCAACAUCAGCUCCCCCGUGGAUGAUUUCUACAAGCGAAUUCCUGACCCAGCUUUCAAGUGGCCCUUUGAGCCUGACGUUUUCCAGAAACAGGCCAUUCUCCACUUGGAGAAGCACGAUUCUGUCUUUGUCGCCGCCCACACCUCGGCGGGGAAGACGGUGGUGGCCGAGUACGCCAUCGCGCUCUCUCAGAAGCACAUGACACGCACCAUAUAUACUUCCCCCAUCAAAGCUCUUUCCAACCAGAAAUUCCGGGAUUUCAAAAACACCUUUGGGGACGUGGGGUUGUUGACCGGGGAUGUUCAGCUUCAUCCAGAUGCCUCGUGUCUCAUCAUGACGACGGAGAUCCUCCGGUAAGAACUGGGAGAAGGUCAGGGUCUCGGGUGACCAGGGUGGGGUUGGGCCAGAUAUCUGAAUCCUUCCCUUCGUGGUGUGGUCUGGGAGGAAGUCCUCAUCAUGUUGCCAGACCACGUUAACAUCAUCCUGCUCAGUGCCACGGUCCCCAACACCCUGGAGUUUGCUGACUGGAUUGGGAGGAUCAAGAGGAAGAAGAUCUAUGUGAUCAGCACGCUGAAGCGCCCUGUCCCGCUGGAGCAUUACCUCUACACAGGCAACAGCCAGAAAACCCAAAAUGAACUUUUCCUUCUGGUUGACGCCCGCGGGACGUUCCUCACUAAGGGCACACAUGCAUCUUGUUUGAAGGAGAAAGUGGAGCUUCUGAAGUAUAAAACGGCACUUAUUUUGGCACCGCACCUCGGUUUUGGGCAGUGUGGCAUUUGUGCCAGAGGUUUGGUGGAGGAAGAGCCUCAUGACUUCUUGCAGUUCGCCACUCUACACUCAUUUUCCAGUGACAAGAACAUCUGGCUGUCCCUCAUUGACAUGCUGCGGAAGAAAGAUCAGCUGCCGGUGGUGGCCUUCACCUUCUCACGCAACCGCUGUGACGACAAUGCCUCCAUGCUGACCACGGUUGACCUGACCACAACCACAGAAAAAAGCGAAAUCCAUGUCUUCUUCCAGAAGUGUAUCUCCCGCCUGAAGGGCACAGACCGUCAGUUGCCUCAGGUUCUACACAUGGUGGAUCUCUUGAAGCGUGGCAUCGGAGUGCAUCACAGCGGCAUCCUGCCCAUCCUGAAGGAAGUCGUGGAGAUGCUCUUCAGCAAAGGGUUGGUCAAGAUCCUCUUUGCCACAGAGACUUUUGCCAUGGGGGUGAACAUGCCAGCAAGGACCGUGGUCUUCGAUUCAAUCCGUAAACACGACGGCACUAAUUUCCGGGAUCUGGUGCCAGCUGAGUACAUCCAGAUGGCGGGCCGAGCAGGACGCCGAGGGCUUGAUACGACUGGGAUGGUCAUCAUCCUGUGCAAAAACCAAGUGCCUGAGAUGGCUGACCUUCACCGAAUGAUGUUGGGCAAACCGACUCAGCUGCAGUCCCAGUUCCGUCUCACUUACACCAUGAUCCUGAACCUCUUGAGGGUGGAGGCUCUGCGAGUGGAGGACAUGAUGAAGAGAAGCUUCUCGGAAUUCCACACCCGGAAAGACAGCAAGGCCCACGAACACAGAGUCGCCCAGCUGAGCUCCAUCCUGGCCAACAUGGAAGCGCCAGAUACGUCAGGACAGCUCAGUGACUUGAAAGAGUAUUAUUAUGUGGUUCGAGAGCUGCAGGAGACCCGAGACCUCAUACAGAGGCGAGUUAUGGAAUCCAUGAAUGGGCUGAAGGCCCUUUCUGUGGGGCGAGUGGUGGUCGUGAAGAAUCAGGAGCACCAAAAUGCCUUAGGGGUGGUCUUGCAGGUUUCUUCCGACUCAACCAAUCGGUCCUUCAGCACCUUGGUGAUAUGUGAGAAGAAUCCCACUGAAGGGGAGACCCCCACGAACACAAAGAGCGACCUCCCCUCCCCUCCAGAAGUGCCUCUUCCUGAUGACCUUCUGCGCACCAAGCUCUUUCUUCCCGAACGUUCCUGUGGACAUACGAUAAAGAAGCUAGGCUCCUCCGACAUCUCCGGUAUCACAACCAAAACUUUGCGUGUCAAUGCUGAACGCAUCCUGGAGGAUUAUAAGAAGCGACAGAUGCCUAGGUUCAGGAAUGAGCCGCCAGGUCCAUCUGCGGCCACAGCCACCCAGGAACUGCUGCGUUUGGCCGAGGGCUCCCCGGAGGGCCUCCCCCUCUUGGAUCCCAUCAACGAUCUUCAGCUAAAGGAUCUGGAGGUGGUGGAGGGCAUAGUGAAGGCCCGGCGCCUUGAGGAGGCACUGCCAGGAUUUCAGUGUGUGCAUAGCCCCCGCUUCCACAUGGAGUUUGUGCGGUUCCGAGAGCGCCAGCGGGUGCUGGAGGAGAUAGAGCAGCUACGUUACCUGCUCUCCGACCAGUCCCUCCUCUUGCUGCCCGAGUAUCACCAACGCGUCGAGGUCCUGCGUUCCCUCGGCUACAUCAACCACAGUGGGGCCGUGGAGCUCAAAGGGAGCGUGGCCCGUCAGAUCAGCAACCACGAGCUGCUCCUGACGCAGCUGCUCCUCGACAACACCCUGACGGACCUGCGGCCGGAGGAAAUUGUGGCCUUGCUCAGCUGCACCGUCUGCCAGGUGCGCACCCAGGUGGAGCCCCAGCUGCCCUCCGUCCUUCAGAAGGGCAUCGAGCACAUCCGAUCGGUGGCCGAAGAGAUCGCCCUUUUGCAGCGGAAGUGCGGCCUGCAGGAGUCUGUGGAGGACUUUGUUGAGCAGUACAAAUUCGGGCUGGUGGAGGUGGUCUACGAAUGGGCCCGCGGCAUGCCGUUUGCAGAGAUCGCUCGCCUGACGGACGUCCAGGAAGGGAUCAUCGUCCGUUGCAUCCAACGCCUGGAUGAGACCUGUCGGGAGAUGCGUAACGCUGCCCGGGUCACCGGGGAGCCGACCCUCCAUGCCAAGAUGGAGGCUGCCUCGAACAUGAUCAAGAGGGACAUCGUCUUUGCCGCCAGCCUCUACACCCAGUGAAGGGGGCAGGGUUUGCUUGGACUCAUCCCACCUCCCUGGAUGUGUGUGUGUGUGUGUGUGUGUGUGUGUAUGUGUGUAGUCCUUGACCUCUGAGAGGUUGUCAUGAGUCUCGUGGACAGAAAGAAUAAAAAACGCCCUUCUUGCCAACAAGAAGGUAUGGAAUGACCUUGUCUUGCCUCUCACACAGCAAAGGGUGUUGGCCACAGAGGUCCUUCUGAAGCCCCCCUUUUCCUUUGGGAAACCACCAAAAACUUUCUCAUGGUGGCCGGAGAGAAACACAGAGCCUCCCGCUCUGCAAACCGAACUAUGGAGUUGGAACCAGUGGCAGCCUAUAUGCUGGCCGUAUCAUUCCCCAUCUGCAGAGACGGGGCCUUUACACAGAGAACCAGCAGCACAUAAACAUCA